GUGGGUAAUAUUGAAACCAGGACCUUGCACAAGACAGAAUAAUAAUCAACCAAUCCUGGCUAAGGAUUUGUCAGAACAAUUUAUAGCACAUAACUUUCGACACUCUUAACAAGCAGGCUUGCUAUUUUACACUAUGGCGGUUUUCGGGAAGUUUUAUGUUGAUGCAUUGCUCUGCAUGGCUGUGCUGCUUGUCAGUUACAGAGGUAUUACAGCUCAAAAUAUGCAGUGUGCCACUAAAGCCAUGAGUUGCCUCACCCAAUUUCAAAGUGCAAUUACGGGGAAGGACCAGAACGACAAAGAUGCGCUCUGCAGCGGUGUAUCGAAUUACUUGACAUGCACAGAAAAUGUAUUGAAGGAAUGCGGUUCACAGGACAACGAUAUGUUGGAUAAAGCCAGGAAAGACAUGGAAAAAUAUGAAUGUUCUGGAGCAGGGCUUCCCGUGAUCAGCAUGUUAUGUCUUGUAGUGGCCGCGCUCUUCCAUGUGAUAUAUUAACAUUUUGACAUGCUUACUAUUUUUAAUCACCAGUAAAGUAUAGUUCAGUAACAUGCCUCCAACAUUUAAGUUUAUGUUGUAGAAUUCAUACUUAUAAAGUGUGAAUUUUUUUUUUUAUAGAUAUGCAAUUAUCCAUCAAUUUACACAGAUAUGAUAAGAAAUGUAUCAUUUUUAAGCUUUCAAUUUGAUGUAAAUUCAUAUUUUACAUGUAUACAUUGCGAUUUUUAUGCGUUAUCGAUUACCUCAACUUCGUAUCUAUGAGCAUUAGUGUAAACCCGAGUCUUCCUAAUAAAAGAUACAAAAGAGAAA
Ostrea edulis (European flat oyster) is the source of this 802-nucleotide messenger RNA. RefSeq lists its product as uncharacterized. Bases 134 to 493 code for a protein of 119 amino acids. The record is from RefSeq and is a predicted model, not a curated record. Lineage: Eukaryota; Metazoa; Mollusca; Bivalvia; Ostreida; Ostreidae. The transcript is spliced from 4 exons.